AUGCCAGAAGAGCAGCGACAGCGGAAGAUGCCGACUCUUAAGCUGCAGCUCGAUUACGUUUUGACGAAGAACAUACCUUUGUCAGAUAUCCGAAAAUCUAGCGCUGUCUGGAAUGUCGCAUUCGAUUUCGACCACCACCCACUUCUUCUCAGCUUGAUGAUACGGUUCCAGAAAAAGUAUCGGGGAGCUCAACAUCAGCCAACGCUCGACUUGGCAGCACCGAAGAAGAAGUUCGCCUUUGCAUCUGCGGGGACAGUAUCCACGCACAAUUCUGUAUGCUUUGCCCGCAAUACUGGUGACUUCAGCCAGGAGAAGCGUCUGAGAAGGAAGUUGCGUCGUCAGCUAAAACCCGAUCGUGAGAACGUGGCAACGUGGCAACUUUGCCCAUCUGGAGGGAGCAUUUUAACACUUUGCUGA
Molecule: messenger RNA, 417 nt
Organism: Necator americanus (New World hookworm)
Lineage: Eukaryota; Metazoa; Nematoda; Chromadorea; Rhabditida; Ancylostomatidae
Exons: 2
Coding region: 1-417 (138 amino acids)
Source: RefSeq, a predicted model, not a curated record